Dryobates pubescens (Downy woodpecker) is the source of this 2934-nucleotide messenger RNA. It is a transcript of the gene GPR22, whose product is annotated as G protein-coupled receptor 22. Gene Ontology annotation, molecular function: G protein-coupled receptor activity; peptide binding. Gene Ontology annotation, cellular component: membrane. NCBI's taxonomy places the organism in Eukaryota, Metazoa, Chordata, Aves, Piciformes, Picidae. The record is from RefSeq and is a predicted model, not a curated record. The transcript is spliced from 2 exons. The coding region runs from base 205 to 1506 and encodes 433 amino acids. Gene Ontology annotation, biological process: G protein-coupled receptor signaling pathway.
AAAACCCAAACAAACCAAAACCCCAAAACCAAACAACCCUGCAAGGAAUGAAAUAAGAUCCCAGCUACUGCUUGGUUUCCAGGUUACAGUGCAUGUCAAAUAUCUGUCAGUGGCACCAUGUAUCAAUUUAUGACAAGCCGCUGCAAUGAUCUGAAAGGCCCUUGAGGCACAGAGAACAGGAGAAAAACCAACUUCAACAAAAGAAUGUGUUUCUCCUCUGCUCUGGAAGUCAACAUGCAGUCUGAAUCUAACUUUACAGUCCGGGAUGCCAUUGAUGACAUCGACACCAACAUGUAUCAACCGCUGUCAUAUCCAUUAAGCUUUCAAGUGUCUCUCACUGGAUUUUUGAUGCUAGAAAUUGUUUUGGGACUUGGCAGCAACCUCACCGUGCUGGUACUUUACUGUAUGAAAUCCAACUUAAUCAAUUCUGUCAGUAACAUUAUUACAAUGAACCUUCAUGUACUUGAUGUAAUAAUUUGUGUGGGAUGUAUUCCUCUAACUAUAGUUAUCCUUCUGCUUUCACUGGAGAGUAAUACUGCUCUCAUCUGCUGCUUCCAUGAGGCCUGUGUCUCUUUUGCAAGUGUUUCAACUGCAAUCAAUGUCUUUGCUAUCACUCUGGACCGAUACGACAUCUCUGUAAAACCUGCCAAUCGAAUUCUGACCAUGGGAAGGGCUGUGAUACUAAUGACAUCAAUAUGGAUCAUUUCCCUUUUCUCCUUCCUGAUUCCUUUCAUCGAAGUCAACUUUUUCAGUCUUCGAAGUGCAAGUACUCGGGAAAAUAAGACCCUUUUGUGCGUGAGCACAAACGAGUAUCACACAGAGCUAGGAAUGUACUACCACCUUCUUGUGCAGAUUCCAAUCUUUUUCUUCACUGUUAUAGUAAUGCUAAUUACAUACACCAAAAUACUCCAGGCUCUAAAUAUUCGGAUUGGUACACGAUUUACAACGGGACAAAAGAAGAAAGCUAGAAAGAAAAAGACUAUUUCUUUGACCACUCAGCAUGACACUACAGACAUGUCCCACAGCAGUGGAGGAAAAAAUGUUGUCUUUGGUGUAAGAACUUCUGUAUCUGUCAUAAUUGCUCUACGCAGAGCUGUGAAACGGCACCGGGAGCGACGAGAACGGCAAAAGAGAGUCUUCAGAAUGUCCCUCUUGAUCAUCUCAACAUUCCUACUCUGCUGGACACCUAUCUCUGUUUUAAACACCACUAUCUUAUGUUUGGGCCCAAGUGACCUUUUGGUAAAGUUGCGAUUAUGUUUUCUUGUAAUGGCAUACGGAACAACUAUAUUUCACCCUCUCCUUUAUGCAUUCACAAGGCAAAAGUUUCAGAAAGUUCUGAAAAGUAAGAUGAAAAAGCGAGUUGUUUCAAUAGUGGAAGCAGAUCCCAUGCCAAAUAACGCUGUAAUACACAACUCAUGGAUAGAGCCUAAAAGGAACAAAAAGAUUACCUUUGAAGAUAAUGAAGUAAGGCAGAAAUGUUUAGUACCUCAGGUUGUCACUGACUAAAUUUCAGUAUUCACCAAAACACAUCAAGUGGAAUAUCUGAACAAAUUGUAGAAAAAUACUGCCAAAUAAGAAAAACUUUUUUAACUUAUUGGUGAGACUGUAAAUUUUAAAUAUGUGUGUUAAACAGAGUAGGUCUUGUACAUUCAAUUUCUUCAUUAUGUAAGAUAUAUGUUGCAUGGCCGUUUGUUAGCAUAAUACCAUGUGUAUAGCUGUCAAAAAUAUUCAAGUCCUCUUUUUUUAGAAAAUAAAUAGCCUUAAUGAAGUGCAAACUUUUAACAAUAUUUGUACGGCUCAGUUUCUCUGUAAACAUAAAAUAAUUUAUUUAUAAGCAAAAAUUCCACUCAGGAUUACUUUUCUAAAGCACAAAUUCCACGUUUUACACGAUACACUUCUUAAUUUAAUUCAUAACAGUAUUUGAUCAGAGAUAAUCUGAAUGCUAUAAAGUUGAACACAUUUUGACCUUAUGUGUAGAUAGCUACUAAUUUCAACUUUCCACAGCAUGCAAUUUUUGUGUGUGUGUAGACAAAGCCAUUUACCUGGUAUCUUUCGAUUAAUGGUUCAAAAUCAGUUAAAAAGUCAGGAAAAAACUCCUCGCAUUGGUCCAAAAACUGGCAGGACGUUUUAAAACAGUAAAAUGUCUGGUAUGUACAACCUCAGAUCCACGACUUCUACGUAGAAAAUACACAAUUUGGAAUAAUUACAAAGGAGAGGUGGAGGUGCUAAGAGGAAAGAUAGACUAAACUAAGGCAAAAAACAUAGACAAGAAAAUUGCUGGGCUUGAUGCUAAAACACAAGCAACCACCUAAGCCUUUCCUGUGCUGAAGCUGAGAUUUUCACACUGAAGUGGUUCAGCUAGACCUCCAGUGUGACUUGAGGACUUUUUAUCUACAUAGAUAGAUAGAUACGGCUGUCAAGUGCCACAGCUGAAGUAGAAGAUAAUUUUCUUGCCCUCAGUAAAUUUUGUAUUGUUUUGACUUGACCUCUCCAUUGAACAUGUUCAAUUAUAGCCAUGCAACUGCUUUGUCACAAAUCAGUCACCAAUGCUGCUGGCAACUCCGUUUGUUUAUUUCCUGAACAGUCAUGCUAUAUCAUCAUUCUGCAUUCUCUUUUUCUGUUCCAUCUUAUACCAGCAAAGGAGAAUUAAGAAGCCUUAGGAGGGCAUCAGCAUCCAUAGCCCUGUAAAGCAACAAUUAAGAUACUUAUCCAAACAACUUUGUUGAGUGGCUUGCACUAUUUCAUUCUUUUAAAAUAUAUCAUUUCGAUGAACAGUAGCUACAUUAGUUGACUUAAUUACCAGCUGGGGGGAGAGGUAAACAAAAUUUAAAAACGCAAAAUCAAUUAGCAUGAUUUCACUUAUCUUGUUACAUAAACUACUCAAGUGUGUCACAAGCUACCAAUGUAAUUAAAAGAAUAAUUCUCAAUAAGAAC